This is a messenger RNA of Bipolaris oryzae ATCC 44560, 2052 nucleotides long. RefSeq lists its product as uncharacterized. The transcript is spliced from 5 exons. The coding region runs from base 1 to 2052 and encodes 683 amino acids. Lineage: Eukaryota; Fungi; Ascomycota; Dothideomycetes; Pleosporales; Pleosporaceae. Gene Ontology annotation, molecular function: zinc ion binding; RNA polymerase II cis-regulatory region sequence-specific DNA binding; DNA-binding transcription factor activity, RNA polymerase II-specific. Gene Ontology annotation, cellular component: nucleus. Gene Ontology annotation, biological process: DNA-templated transcription; positive regulation of transcription from RNA polymerase II promoter by galactose. The record is from RefSeq and is a predicted model, not a curated record.
AUGAACAGCCAUCCGUCACCAAUACAACAUAUGGACAUGGAACGGAGGUCGUCGUCACCCAAGCGCAAGAAGGUCCGCCAAAAAUACGCGCCCAAAGCUUGCGUAUUGUGCAGACGGUCGAAGCUCAAGUGCUCCGGCGAAAACCCUUGCCAGCGAUGUGUCGAUAACGGCAAACGGUGUUUCUUUUCCGAAGACCAGACGGCAGCCGAGGCCCUUCAGCAUCUCAGUCGCCCAACUCCCUCCCUCCAGGCACAGUCGUCGACUACCAGCGGCAAUGGCAGCAGUAACUCGCGCCGUAAUCUGCUGCCACAAGAUGAGACAGGGCGCCGGACGAGUGAUGCCAGCGCCCGUGGCAUGACAAUGGAGGCGCGCAUGGCCCGUGUCGAGGCUAUGAUGGAGGCUCUGAUGCGCGACCGUGGCUUGACCAUGACGCCCAUGGGCAGCGUAGAACGAGAUGACGGUACCAGCGACGGCUUUCGAGGGAGUGAUGUUGCUGCAUUUCCUAUUCCACCACUGGAUCCCAUCAAUCCAGCUCUCGUUUUCAUGGGCCAGUCAGCCCUCUUCUCCCAAGAGCCCUCGAACCCGACGUCGUCCACCAUGUCCGGCCCCGAAUCCUCCUUUAUCGUCGAAGCUCCUCAUCUCGUCCAUCUGGAUGGACGGGCCAUGUCGUUCCCUAGCCCGGCCGAAUAUCAACAGUACCUGACAUCCUUUUUCACAGAUAUACAUCUGUCUCACCCCUGCAUAGACGAGACAGACUUUCGUAGUCGCGGCGAACACAUGUUAGCUAAUGCUUCCAUCCAGUCUGAGGAACGUCACUUUCUUGCCCUCAACUAUAUUGUCUUUGCCUGCUGCGAUACACUACUGAAUGUUUCGCCGCUUGAUGCUAGUAAACCUGCAGGCUGGCAGUGGUCAGAACUAGCUGACGACCUCCUGGAUAAGAAGUCGUUGGUCAGCGGCAACGGUGACCUGACACUGAUCCAGUGUGUGCUUUUUCAAGCUUUGUACUACACGUUCGUUGACAUGCCUGGUCCCGCCUACAGUAGCAUUGGAAUCGUCGGUCGGCUUGUCUUUCAACACUCUCUCCACCAACAGUCUACAUGGACCGAUAUCACGACGCAACAAGCAUAUGAACGCAUAUGUGUAUUCUGGAACGUCUUCAUUGCAGACCGCUUCAUAUCAUUAGCAUGUGGAAGACCAUACAGCAUUCAUGAAACUGAUAUCCAGGUCGAGCUGCCUAUGGAGUUAUUCAGUCGGGCAAUGCUCACAAUGCAACUUGAUCUGGAACAAGACCCACGAAUCUUCAUGAAUCAGUACCUACAUUACAUGAUACUCUGGGCACGUUACGUCGACUGUUCCAUGGAAGGACGCAGCUCCAAUGGCCAAGCUCAAGAAGCCAUUGAUGCACAAAUCACCCAGUUCCUCGACCAUGACCUUCCCGAAUUGCGCGUUCCUUAUACACAAACAGGAUCUGGUGUUGAGUCGCCAGUAAAAGCCUUUUUGGUUCAGAAGAAGACAGACUUGGUCCUCUGGGGCUUCCGUCCAGUCAUCACAUCUCUGCAAUACAACGACAGUCAUGCAGCUCAUUUCAGUCAUUUGGCAGGAAGCACUGUCACUCGAAUGGCUGUGUUUGCACAAGAUUCACGAAGUCCCUUCAGCCUUCGCCACUCCAUGAUUACCUCGUUAUCCAAUGCUCUCUUAGUUCUGUGCUCGCUCCUAGGGCGCAAUGGUUCUCCGAGGAACCAAACUGACAUUGACUCUUUCCGACAUGUGCUGGCUCUGCUCAACGACCUCGCAUACAGCCAGCCGUAUGCAAAGCGUGUCUUGGCCGAUUUUGAAGCUAUUCUGCCGGUGAUUGAAGGAGUGAUUGAAGGUAAAGAUGUUCCUGCGAAUAUUUCAGAUUUGAUCCCGUACAAAGCCUCGUGCCCUCAGAUCCGUUCAUCGCAAGUUACUCCAUCAUCCAAGCAGUCUACUGGUAGCGGGAAGGACUUUGCGGUCGGUAAUGGUCACACGUCUAAUGGAAGUGAGGCCGGUCAUGGUGUUUUGUGGUUUUGA